This is a messenger RNA of Gaeumannomyces tritici R3-111a-1, 1671 nucleotides long. RefSeq lists its product as hypothetical. The transcript is spliced from 2 exons. Gene Ontology annotation, molecular function: GTP binding. The record is from RefSeq and is a predicted model, not a curated record. NCBI's taxonomy places the organism in Eukaryota, Fungi, Ascomycota, Sordariomycetes, Magnaporthales, Magnaporthaceae. Gene Ontology annotation, cellular component: nucleolus. The coding region runs from base 1 to 1671 and encodes 556 amino acids.
AUGGCGGGCUCAAUUAAUAAACCCAAAAAGCCCAUGUCCAAGCGGACUACCAGUCGGCUACGGAAUAAAAUCGAGAAGAAGUCCAAGGCGAAGCAGCGGAAGGACAGGAAGCUAGCAAAGAAGAACCCAGAGUGGCGCUCAAAGCUCAAGAAAGAUCCCGGGAUUCCAAACCUCUUCCCAUACAAGGAGAGGCUCCUGCAGCAAAUCGAGGAAGCCAAGAUCCAAAAACAGGAGGAGCUCUGUCGGAGGAAAGAGGCGGCCAAGGCGGCCAAGGCACAGAAGGACGAUACCGGCGCAGAUGAUGCCGCUGAGGGCGCUGGUGUCGGCGAUGGCCACAUGGGAGACGACGGCGAGAUGAUGGACGAGGACGACGUCGACGAGUUGGAUCCCAUGGCUGCCCUCAUAGCGAGCGCCCGUGCUGCCGCUGAGAAGUAUGACGAGGAUCUGGAGACUGACGACGACUCGGGGAUGGACGACGGCGAUCGCGACAACAACGACGACUCGUCGGAGGGAGACGAAGACGAGGGCGCGAUCGAAGUGACAGGAGGAGCAACAUCGCGGAAGGCAUAUGACAAGGUCUUCAAGCAGGUUGUCGAGCAGGCCGACGUCGUCCUCUACGUUCUCGAUGCCAGGGAUCCUGAGGGCACCAGGUCAAGGGACGUGGAGCGAUCCGUGAUGGCGGCGGCGAGCGGCGGAAAGCGACUGAUCCUGAUCCUCAACAAGGUCGAUCUGAUCCCGCCACCCGUGCUCCGCGGCUGGCUUGCGCACCUGCGCAGGUACUUCCCUACGCUUCCGCUGCGGGCCUCCAACGCGGCGCCCAACGCCAACACCUUCAACCACCGAGACAUGACGGUUCAGAGCACGAGCUCGGCAUUGUUCCGCGCGCUCAAGUCAUUCGCCGCGGGCCGCAACCUCAAGCGUGCCGUUUCCGUCGGCGUGAUCGGCUACCCCAACGUCGGAAAGUCGUCCGUCAUCAAUGCCCUCAUGUCCCGCAUGGGCGGCCAGCGCUCUGCCUGUCCCGCAGGUGCCGAGGCCGGCGUCACCACGUCCAUCCGGGCGGUCAAGAUAGACUCCAAGUUGACGCUGCUCGACUCUCCUGGGAUUGUCUUCCCCUCGACCACGGCGACCUCUUCGGCAGCGUUCGUGCCCAAGAACAAGGCCGAGGCUCACGCACACCUUGUGCUGCUGAACGCAGUGCCCCCCAAGCACAUUGAGGACCCCAUACCUGCCGUCACUCUGCUGCUCAAGAGGCUUUCAGCAUACCCAGAGCUGUCACGGAAGCUUAGUGAGGUCUACGACCUGCCGCCACUCCUGUCCAACUACGAAACCGGCGACGCGACCACGGACUUUUUGGUGCAGGUGGCGCGGAAGCGGGGCCGUAUCGGCCGCGGCGGCAUUCCAAACAUUGCUGCGGCGGCCAUGACCGUGGUCACGGACUGGCGUGACGGGCGGAUCCAGGGGUGGACCGAAGCCCCAGUGCUUGCGGUAUCCGUAGAUGGCAAGGCCGCUGCGGCUAACACGGGCUCCGUCACUGUUGUGAACGACGAGGCCACGCUGCCGGACCAGAAACAGAUCGUUACCGAGUGGGCCAAGGAGUUCAAGCUCGAGGGCCUGUGGGGCGCUCUUGACGAUGCGGUGGCUGCCGGGCAAGAGGAUUCGAUGCGGGAGUAA